This is a messenger RNA of Syngnathus typhle (broad-nosed pipefish), 2236 nucleotides long. RefSeq names its product GDP dissociation inhibitor 2 (gene gdi2). Gene Ontology annotation, molecular function: Rab GDP-dissociation inhibitor activity. The transcript is spliced from 10 exons. Bases 136 to 1479 code for a protein of 447 amino acids. Gene Ontology annotation, biological process: protein transport; small GTPase-mediated signal transduction; vesicle-mediated transport. NCBI's taxonomy places the organism in Eukaryota, Metazoa, Chordata, Actinopteri, Syngnathiformes, Syngnathidae. Gene Ontology annotation, cellular component: cytoplasm. The record is from RefSeq and is a predicted model, not a curated record.
CCCCACCCAGUCGUCGCCUGACGCUGUCGGAGCCGUGCGCCCACUCAGCUCAGCCCCUUCCCACUUCAACCCUGCUGGAUAUCCGUUUUCUUCUUUCCCUACCAAGGCUUUCCGCCAUCUAACCCCAUUAUCGAAAUGAAUGAAGAAUACGACGUGAUCGUCCUCGGCACCGGAUUGACGGAAUGUAUCUUAUCUGGAAUCAUGUCGGUGAAGAAGAAGAAGGUGCUGCACAUGGACCGCAACUCUUACUACGGAGCUGAGAGUGCCUCCAUCACGCCUUUGGGUGAUCUUUACGCACGCUUCAACCUUCCGGGCAAACCUCCUGAGUCCAUGGGAAGCGGUCGGGAUUGGAACGUGGACCUGGUCCCUAAAUUCCUGAUGGCCAAUGGUCAACUGGUCCGCAUGCUGCUGAUCACCCAGGUGACCCGCUACCUGGAUUUCAAGGUGAUCGAGGGCAGCUUUGUGUACAAGGGCGGCAAAAUCUACAAAGUGCCCUCCACCGAGACCGAGGCUCUGACCUCCAGUCUGAUGGGCUUGUUUGUGAAACGGCGCUUCAAGAAAUUCCUGGUCUACGUGGCCAACUUUGACGAAAACGACCCCAAAACCUGGGAGGGCGUCGACCCCCACAAGACCACCAUGAAGGCUGUUUUUGAGAAAUUCGCCUUAGGCGACGAGGUCAUCGACUUCACCGGCCACUCCCUCGCUCUCUACCGCACAGAUGAUUACCUGAAUGAGCCUUGCCUUGAAACAAUAAACAGAAUAAAGCUUUACAGCGAGUCCCUCGCCAGAUACGGCAAGAGCCCCUACCUCUACCCACUGUACGGCUUGGGAGAACUGCCACAAGGCUUUGCCAGGCUGAGCGCCAUCUACGGUGGGACGUACAUGUUAAAAAAGCCCAUUGAGGAGAUCGUGAUGGAGAACGGGAAGGUGGUUGGAGUCAAGUCGGAGGGGGAGUUUGCCAGGUGCAAGCAGCUGAUUUGCGACCCCAGCUACUUUAUGAACCGGGCCGUAAAAGUGGGCCAGGUGAUCAGGGCCAUCUGCAUCCUGAGCCACCCCAUCGCUAACACGGGCGACGUCAACUCUUGCCAGAUCAUCAUCCCCCAGAACCAGGUCAACAGGAAGCACGACAUCUACGUUUGUAUGAUCUCCGCCGCUCACAACGUGGCGCAUGCCGGCAAAUACAUCGCCAUCGCCAGCACCACGGCGGAAACCAACGACCCCGAGAAAGAGAUCAAGCCCGCUCUGGACCUGCUGGAACCCAUCGAGCAGAAGUUUGUCAGCAUCACUGACCAGUACGCUCCAACUGACGACGGCACCGAGAGCCAGGUCUUCAUCUCCCGUUCAUACGAUGCCACCACCCACUUCGAGACCACCUGCGACGACAUCAAGGACAUCUACCGGAGGAUGACGGGCUCGGAGUUUGACUUUGCCGAGAUGGAGCGCGGGAAAAAGGACAUCUACGGGGACGCCGCCGAGUAGAGACCGGCGCCGCCGCUGCUGGUGCAACACACUCCUCAAUAUCAAAGACGAACGCUGCCCAUAAUUGAAAUCUCACAUUGUAUAGAAAGAAUACCUUCUAAAAAAAAAAUAAAAAAUUACGCGUCGCAGGAAUAUGUGGCGGUCCGGUGGGAAGUUGAUCGUCUAGAAUUAUGACAUAGUAAUACUGAAUUAAGUGCAGGGAGGGAUCUAUGCUUUAUUUUCCUCAUUUAUAAUCAGUCUCAGUUAACAGAUGGCCUAAACAGUGAUUUCUGGUUUUCGGAUGAUAUUUUGUGUUAUGAUAUAAAAAAAAAAACAUGCAGAGUCCAAAGAUGCCAAAUUAAGAUCAGUACAUCAUAUUUGUUGGCAGGGGGAUUGACUUGUUCUGUCUUGAAUUGUAUUUGAUUUCAGGUAUUUCGUAACAUCAGGUUGGAUCGGUUGUUAAAACAAAUAGUUGCGGCAACAAUGGUUUUAAGGUUUGGUGUUAUCUAUUCCCCACGCCGGCCAUGUACUAUCGUAAACCAUAAAACUACCUGGACCUGUGCUCAACAGCUUGUAAGAUGUAAUAGUAUUCCUGUUUUUGUGCAAAGUGAAGCAAGAGAAACCGCUUAAGAAGGACCAAAUGUGUACUGCGGCAGUGUUUUGAAUUGAGAAAUCUGUAAUGCGUCAUCUUCUGUUUGUAACAACAACAAAACGAGCAACUUGGGCUCCACUGAUUUCUGUACCGCAAAGUAAAAAAAAGAAAAGUUUGGCAAAAAUA